UUUUGUUUUCAGAUUUAAUCGCAUAAAAAUGGGAGAAGAUCAAGAUAAUCCUCAGCAUCAUAAUUCAGCCUCUGAGGAAUCAGAUUUAUCCAAAGAAGAAACUGUCAGUCUUAGAAGAAAACAUAUCGGGCCUUCUUGUAAACUAUUCUUCAGGCAGGAUCCUCUAAAGAUUGUACGAGGGGAAGGAGUAUAUUUGUACAAUGAGAAGAAUGAACCCCAUCUUGAUUGUAUAAACAAUGUGGCCCACGUGGGUCACUGUCACCCUCGAGUAGUUGCUGCCGGUCAGAAGCAGAUGGGAAUCCUCAAUACAAACUCAAGAUUCCUUCAUGAUAAUAUUGUUCUGUAUGCAGAGAGAUUAUGUAAAACACUUCCAGGAAACCUAUCCGUGGCCUAUCUGGUGAAUUCGGGCUCCGAAGCAAAUGAUCUUGCUUUAAGAAUGGCGUACCAACACACAGGUAACCGUGAUGUGAUAACUCUUGAUCAUGCGUACCAUGGUCACGUGAUUAGCCUGAUUGAUAUAUCUCCUUACAAGUUUGAUAAACCAGGGGGAGCAGGAUGCCCUGAACACACCUGGGUUGCCCCUGUCCCUGAUCUUUACAGGGGUAAAUAUUGGCAAUCCAAACAUCCAGGGGAGGAUAUGGGAAAACUUUAUUCAAGUGAGGUAGACAGAAUUAUCCAAGAAAUGGGAGAAAAAGGCCGGAAACCCGCCGUCUUCAUCGCCGAGAGCUUACAAAGCUGCGGCGGUCAAAUCAUCUACCCAGAUUCAUAUCUUCCACAAGUUUACCAGUCUGUUCGACAAGCUGGAGGGGUCGUCAUUGCUGACGAGGUCCAGGUUGGGUUUGGCAGGGUUGGGACUCACAUGUGGGCCUUCGAGACUUACGGAGAGUCUGUGGUUCCUGAUAUUGUGACCAUUGGUAAGCCGAUGGGAAAUGGACAUCCUAUAGCUGCUGUAAUAACAACCCCGGAGAUAGCUGAAAGUUUUUCGUCCACAGGUAUUGAGUACUUUAACACUUUUGGAGGAAACCCGGUUAGCUGCGCCAUAGCCAGCGCUGUCCUGGAUGUGAUUGAGGAUGAAAACCUGUUGGAGCAUGCGCAGAAGGUUGGAAAAAUACUUCUAGAUGGUGCACACCGGCUGGCGGCCAAACAUACCGUUAUCGGAGACGUUCGGGGUCGAGGAAUGUUUCUAGGGAUUGAUCUAGUUAAAGAUCGAGAGAGUCGGGAACCUCACACAGCUCUAGCUCAGCAUAUUCUAUCCUGUCUUAGGGCGGAGCGGAUACUCCUGCAGUCGGAUGGACCUCAUAACAACGUGCUAAAGUUCAAGUCCCCCUUGGUAUUCAGCGAAGAGAAUGCCGCAACUCUUCUUGAUGCGAUAGACAGGGUUCUUACGCAGUAUACUCAAUCUGAUUUGUAGUAAACGAGUAUAGCUAGCAAUAUUUUAGCAAAAUCUAGCAUUUUUGCUUGUUUUUCUUCAAACUUCAGAUGAAUUAUUUAAGAAUAAUGUAAGAAAGCAAAUAAAAACUAAUUUCAAC
Messenger RNA from Eurytemora carolleeae, 1529 nucleotides. Its product is annotated as ethanolamine-phosphate phospho-lyase. NCBI's taxonomy places the organism in Eukaryota, Metazoa, Arthropoda, Copepoda, Calanoida, Temoridae. Gene Ontology annotation, cellular component: mitochondrion. Bases 29 to 1411 code for a protein of 460 amino acids. The record is from RefSeq and is a predicted model, not a curated record. Gene Ontology annotation, molecular function: pyridoxal phosphate binding; transaminase activity. The transcript is spliced from 7 exons.